Molecule: messenger RNA, 309 nt
Organism: Rotaria sordida
Lineage: Eukaryota; Metazoa; Rotifera; Eurotatoria; Philodinida; Philodinidae
Source: the annotation of a GenBank genome assembly
AUGGGUCUUGAUUUUCGAUAUGGUAGUUACAAUGAAAGUUUACUUUCUACUGCAAGAAUCAUUUGGGCAUUUGAUCUUGAAUUGUGGUAUCUUCGAUCACUUGAGUUUGUUAUAGUUUUAAAAUCUUUAGGACCAAAAUUAUUUAUGUUAAAAAACAUGCUUCGAGACUUGUUUGCUUUUAUCUAUAUGAUUUUCAUAGCAAUAGCUGCUUAUGGAGUUGUAUCUCGAGCAUUGAUUUUUUAUAAACAAGCACCAUUUACAGGUCGUGAAAUUCAAUGUUGUUUGAUUGACGUCAAAAAAAAACAUUGA